Molecule: messenger RNA, 1302 nt
Organism: Phytomonas sp. Hart1
Lineage: Eukaryota; Euglenozoa; Kinetoplastea; Trypanosomatida; Trypanosomatidae
Source: the annotation of a GenBank genome assembly
AUGCCAUCUUCAGAACUGCACACUCCCCAUCAUCGCAAGCGCUACGCGGCGAAGGUUGAGAAGGGGGAUAAUGCGUGGAAGCGAGAAUGGAAUGGGUUUAUCUCCGGCCUCAGUUUGAAACGAGUAUCGGACGGAUCGGUCGAUAUCGCGCUGCGAAUGGCAAAUGAUCUUCAACAAACAACCAACGAAACCCCCGCAUCCGGCGCAUCCUCCUCCGCUUCCGCUCGCCAACCACCCAAUAAAGGCGGCAGUAGUUGGAAUGAAAGUGACGAGGACGAUCAAGACGGCGGCGGUUUCACCUUUUCCUACCUCUUCAGCUCCCCCGCGGACCGCAAACUCGCUCGAGAGGCCAAACAAAAACAAAAGGACCGUGCAAAGGGGAAUCGAUCGGGUGAAGAAACUCAGAACCAGACUAGUAAGCAUCGGCAGGCUAUCUUAGAGUGCAAAGCACGCGGGAUGAAUGUGGAAGGCAUGACGCGUAAGGCGGUGCGUAGCUUUUUAAACCUUACGCGCUCUAAAGAACACGAAGAAGCUGAGCAGCGUGCAAAGGAAUUUAAACUGCAUCACUUAUUAGACGAAAAGUUAGCGUGGUAUCAACAGGGGCCCUCCCCAAUCGACCUUAUAUCCGAGAAUCUCGUCACUCGAAAGGCCGAAAAGAAGGGCAAACGGCUGCAGUUGAAGUACAAUUAUCUUCUUCCUCAUCCGUCGUGGAUUGCGCGCCGAGCGCAGCAGCGGCGAGAAAGUAUCCUAGUGGGGCUUGGCCGAAGGUUUGUAUUUGACGAGGAAACUGGGGUUGCCAUGGAUCCUAUUCACAACACAGUGGUGGACUUGACAAAAAGAAGUCUAACCUUCUCAAACCCCCCCAUUUGGGAGAAAGAAAUAGACGCCGAUGACAGCGAUUUCGGUACGGAGGGCUCUUCAUUUGUUGGCAGGGAGACGGAAACGUGUUCAGGGGUCACCCCAUCCGAGAAUCAUGCUUUGACUGAGAUUUCAAAGCGCCUUUGUCGCGAGGGUCAGACUCUGGAAGGGAAGAAUCCCACGCAGGAUUCCACCUCGAGGAAGCGUGAAAAGAAAGAAGGAUGGGAAACUCAUGCUCUAGAGUCCACUUCCAACGUCCCCGCGCCUUAUCUUUCGACCCGGAUGGAUGAUGCUAUUUUAGUGAAUCCCCUUACUUUACGUAGUUCAUUAACCCGUGCGGUGGUACGAUCGAAAUCCGCGGCGGAAGCGAUUCGGAAAGCAAAUCUUACGACUAACUACAUCAGUAAUAAGCUCUUGGCUGGAAAAAAUGCGUUAGGCAUAUGA